Messenger RNA from Hevea brasiliensis (rubber tree), 714 nucleotides. Its product is annotated as 60S ribosomal protein L30. Bases 183 to 521 code for a protein of 112 amino acids. The record is from RefSeq and is a predicted model, not a curated record. NCBI's taxonomy places the organism in Eukaryota, Viridiplantae, Streptophyta, Magnoliopsida, Malpighiales, Euphorbiaceae. Gene Ontology annotation, molecular function: RNA binding; structural constituent of ribosome. Gene Ontology annotation, cellular component: cytosolic large ribosomal subunit. The transcript has 5 exons.
UGUAUAGGUUUUGUUAAACUUCAGCCGCUAAAUUCACAUUUGCCCUGUCUUUGCUAAAGAUGGAAACCCUACCCCUUUAGCAACAUCAGCCAAGAGAAUAAUAGUAGGGUUUGCGCGGCAGGAUUCUCACAAAAGAAUAUCCCUUACUAACUGAAAGAUCUGAGCUUUCUUCCACUGCAAAAAUGGCUAUUGGCAAGAAAGCUAAGAAGACCCAUGAGAGCAUCAACAACAGGCUCGCUCUGGUUAUGAAGAGCGGAAGGUUCACUCUCGGUUACAAAACCGUGCUUCGCUCUCUCAGGAACUCUAAAGGUAAACUUAUUAUAAUUUCGAACAAUUGCCCACCGCUCAGAAAAUCGGAAAUCGAGUACUAUGCGAUGCUUGCAAAGGUCGGAGUCCACCAUUACAAUGGAAACAAUAUCGACUUGGGAACUGCUUGUGGCAAGUAUUUCCGUGUCUCUUGCCUGAGCAUAAUUGACCCAGGUGAUUCUGAUAUCAUCAAGACCCUCCCUGGUGAUCACUGAUCAGAUUGCAUAGAUACCUUGCAGCAGAACGUCUUCCUUUCAGCAUCCUCUUCUUUUCAGAAUUUGUACUAGAAGACCCUUCACUGUGUAUUCGUUUGUUUAUCAAAUUGUGUAGUUAUGGAGAUGGCAGGUUUUAAAUAGUGUUAUUAUUGGGAAAUUAUUAUGCAUGAAGAUAACGGCAUCUAUUUCUGUA